This is a messenger RNA of Cuscuta campestris, 2586 nucleotides long. The record is from the annotation of a GenBank genome assembly. Lineage: Eukaryota; Viridiplantae; Streptophyta; Magnoliopsida; Solanales; Convolvulaceae.
CCAAUAUAGACAGACUACCGUAGAGAAAAAAAUAAUCAUGGAGCAAACAAUGCGCCCCCACAUUUACUUGGCUGUGCUUCUCCUCCAACUUGUUGCUCCCAUUCUCCCGCCGGUACAUUCACCCGCCGCCGCCCAAACUCCGACCACAACCACUUCUCCCAUCACGAAGCCCGGCUGCCCGCAAAAAUGCGGAAACCUGACCGUCCCCUACCCGUUCGGUGUCGGUCUCGGAUCGGGUUGCGCUCUAAACCCGAGCUUCGAAAUCAACUGCAACAAAUCCUCCUCCACCAAUAAUCCCCCGACUCCUUUGAUAUGGAACCUAAAAGUUUACGACAUCUCCGACUCACAAGUUCGGGUCUCCACCUCCGUCUCCGCCAAAUGCUAUUCCCCUACCGGGGCCCUUCUCGGGCAGUUUCUGUACCGGACCAACCUCGGCAAAUCGAGCCCGUACACUUUCUCCGACAGAAACAGGUUCACCGUCAUCGGGUGCGACGACGCGGCGGUCCUGUCGGGCAGCAACCCCCUGACCGGGAAAACCUUCGCCAAAGGCUGCCCCGUGGCGUGUGCAAAGCCAGAGGCAGUGCACGCCGGAACCUGUGAUGGUUCUGCGGGGUGCUGUCAAUUCUCAAUCCCAAAGGGGCUGAGGUUUCUGAACGUGAGCACGAUGGUCACAUCGGCCGGGCACGCCCGAAUGUGGUCAAGUAACCCGUGCGGGUACGCCUUCCUCGGGGAAGAGGGCGGGUUCCAAUUCCGCGGAUUGGAUGACCUGAGAGAUCUGAAUUUCGGCCGGCGGGUGUCGGCUAGCGUACCCGUCGUGCUGGACUGGGCGAUCGGAAACCUGACGUGUGAGGGAGCAAGAAAGAGGGAGGACUAUGCGUGCUUGGGGAAAAGCCAUUGCGUUGAUAUGGACAAUGAUACUGGAGGUUACCGUUGCAAGUGCGACGAUGGCUACGAAGGGAAUCCCUAUAUUCCUCAUGGCUGCCAAGAUGUGAACGAGUGUGAAAAUCCAAAUGAUAAUCCGUGUGAAAAGAUAUGCACAAACACGCCUGGAAGAUAUACGUGCUCUUGUCCGGAUGGGUACACUGGUGAUGGUAAAAAGAAUGGACAUGGUUGUGUUGAAACUCAUUCGAAUUUCCCAUGGAUCAAGUUUUCUAUUGGUCUGGGGUUAGGCUUUUUGUCCGUGGUUGGCGGAGUAACAUGGCUAUACUUAUUCAUCAACAAAAGAAGACUCAUCAAACUUCGAGAAAAAUUCUUCCAACAAAAUGGUGGUUUGAUCUUGAAACAGAGAAUAGCCACUGCAUCAGACAGCAGCGGCGGUGUAGAAGCGGCUAAAAUCUUCUCCGCCGAGGAGCUGCAGAAAGCCACCAACAAUUACUCGAGUGACCGGGAACUCGGCCGAGGGGGAAACGGCGUCGUUUACAAAGGAAUCCUACAGGACAACCUUGUCGUGGCCAUUAAGAAAUCCAAGACAAUGGACGAGAGCAAAAUCGAGGAGUUCAUCAACGAGGUUGUCAUCCUAACUCAAAUCAACCAUCGUAAUGUGGUCAAACUCAUAGGUUGUUGUCUGGAGGCUGAAGUUCCUUUGUUAGUCUACGAGUACGUCUCCCAUGGGACUCUUUACGAUCACAUCCACAAACAUGAUGGCUCCUCUUCCUCAACUUGGUUGUCUUGGCAAAAUCGUUUACGAAUAGCUACUGAAACAGCCGGCGCACUCGCCUACCUCCAUUCAUCCACGGCGAUGCCCAUAUUCCAUCGAGACGUAAAGUCGGCCAAUAUAUUGUUAGACGAUAACUAUGUAGCCAAAGUGGCGGACUUUGGCGCAUCUAGAUUAAUCCCUUUGGACCAAACGCACAUAGCCACAUUGGUCCAAGGGACAUUUGGGUAUUUGGACCCAGAGUACUUCAGAACAGGCCAGCUGACUGCAAAGAGUGAUGUGUACAGUUUCGGAGUGGUUCUCUGUGAACUUCUAACCGGGAUGAAGCCGGUGUCUAGGGAGAGAAGCGAGGAGGAUGCGAAUCUGGCAUCCCAUUUGGUGAUCUCCAUGAGCAAGAAUCAAUUGUUCGAAAUUUUGGAUCGUCGGGUUUUAAGGGAAGGGGCAUUGGAACAAGUGGAGUGUGUUGCAGAGGUUGCGAAGCGUUGCCUCCACUUGAAUGGCGAAGAUAGGCCUACGAUGAGGGAAGUGGUUAUGGAUCUUGAGAGGUUGUUGAGGACGUUCAACAAAGAGCCAUGGAGUCGUACAUCCCAAGUGCCGUAUGAUGGGACAAUGGUUGAUCAAAUAAACGGUCGAGAUGGGCUGUCGGACCUAUACACGCUUCAGUUGAACUCCACCACUUUCACUAGUGAGUACUGUGGUCAAUUCACUUCCCCCAAUGAUUCCAACGCUUGAUUUCUCAAUGAAUCCUAGCUCGUCCAUGGUGACCAAGACAAUUGUAACUAUUUUCCCAUAACUUUUCCAAAUGAUGUACUAUGCCUGAGGUUGCACUUUUGUUUAAGCUUAUUGGUAAUUCAUUUUCUACCCUCAUGUUCCAGAUAUUUUUGCAUUUUCACCUUAGAUACUUAUGAAAAAAGUAAAUUUUAGGGUUAAGC